AUCUUUGUGCGGGGCGCUUUUCGCCCUCCGCUCUCCCGACUUCUUUUUUUACUUGAAUAAGCCGGCCGGCGGCCCGGUGGAAGGGCCGGCUGGGGACGCGCACGCGCAGUGAGUGGGCGGCGACUGCCCGCCGGGCUGCACAAUGGAGCUGCUGGUGGCGUGGACGCUGCGGGUGGCUGCCUUGUCCCAGCUGGUCCUCAGCCCGGGGAGCAGCGCCGCAGGUACAAAAUGGAAACAUUUCAUCAACCAGAUUGACAGAGCAGUGGAGGGCUACAGACCAUGUAUAAGGGAGAAUUGCAGUUGCUACCAAAGUGUUAGGGAGCAGGACUUGGCUCCCUUUCAAGGAGGCAUCUCCAAGGAGCUGCUGUCUGAUGUGGUUAGCCGGAAGCUUGGGACGCACUACCAGAUCAUCAAGAACAAGUUGUACCGUGAGCAUGACUGCAUGUUCCCUGCUAGAUGUAAUGGGGUCGAACAUUUCAUUCUGGAGAUCAUCGGCCGCCUCCCGGACAUGGAGAUGGUGAUCAAUGUGCGAGAUUACCCCCAGGUCCCCAAGUGGAUGAAGCCAGUCAUCCCGGUAUUCUCCUUCAGCAAGACUUCCGAGUACCAUGAUAUCAUGUAUCCUGCCUGGACGUUUUGGGAAGGGGGACCAGCUGUUUGGCCAAUUUACCCGACAGGUCUUGGGCGCUGGGACUUAAUGAGAGAGGACCUCCGAAGAUCUGCAGAAAAAUGGCCGUGGAAGAAAAAAAUCUCCAAAGGAUAUUUUCGAGGAUCCAGAACAAGUCCUGAGAGGGAUCCCCUCAUUGUUCUGUCUCGAGAGAACCCAGAACUCGUCGAUGCUGAGUACACUAAAAACCAGGCCUGGAAAUCUGAAAAAGACACUCUUGGGAAACCGCCUGCGAAGGAAAUUCCUCUGGUCGAUCACUGCAAAUACAAAUACCUGUUUAAUUUCCGGGGGGUAGCAGCCAGUUUCCGCUUCAAACACCUCUUCUUGUGUGGCUCAUUAGUCUUUCACGUAGGGGAAGAGUGGCUGGAGUUCUUCUACCCACAGCUGAAGCCUUGGGUACAUUACAUCCCAGUCAAACCAGACCUCUCUGAUGUCAGGGAGUUGUUGCAGUUUGUGAAGGAAAAUGAUGAUCUAGCACAAGAAAUUUCAGAGAGGGGGCACCAGUUCAUCAUGGACCACUUGCAGAUGGAGGACGUCUCUUGUUACUGGGAGACUCUGCUGACUGAAUACUCUAAAGCUCUGACUUACAAAGUUAAGAGGAGGAAAAACUAUGAUGAGAUUGUCUCCAAACACUUGAAAACAGAACUUUAAAACCAUUGUGAUUCUCUUUCCAAUUCAAGGCCUGGGGCUGGUGGUCACUGAAAAUCCAAAAACUGGUGUACCUUCUGUUACUCUUCUUCCCUCAGAUUUAUUAUCUCAUACUCUAAAGCAGUGGUUCUCAACCAGGGUCCGCGGACUAUGUCUGAAGUGUCCAUGAAAGUCUUAGACUGAAAACUGACUGAACAGAAUUCAACUACACCUCUACCCUGAUAUAACGCGACCCGAUAUAACACGAAUUCGGAUAUAAUGCGGUAAAGCAGCACCCCUGGGGGGUGGGGCUACGCACUCCUGCGGAUCAAAGCAAGUUCGAUAUAACGUGGUUUCACCUAUAAUGCAGUAAGGUUUUUUUUUGGCUCCCGAGGACAGCGUUCUAUUGAGGUAGAGAUGUAUAUAUACAGACAAUGUAUUUCCAAAGGGGUCCACACCUCCAUUCAAAAUUUCCAAAGGGGUCUGCAAAUGAAAAAAGUUUGAAAACCACUGCUGUAAAGCUACAGCAAGCAGCAUUGUUGUUACUUCAAAACAGUUUGUGUACCAUGAGACUGAAUCAUGUUAGCUAGACCCCAAACUCCUGGAGAACAGUGCUUAGAGCAGGGAACUGGCAAUCAAGAUUCAUGGGUUUUGUUACCACCCCUAUCUCUAACUCACUAUGAGCCUGAUUCAAAGUCCAUUGCAGUAAGUGGGAGUCAUCAGUGGCCUUUGGAUCAGGCCCCAGGCUCUAUGUGCCCUCAGGCUAGUCAUUUAAACACCUCUGUGCCUCCCUCCAUGUAGGUAUACUCCUGUUUGGGGCAAAUUGCCAACGUUAUUGUGAUUGUGUGAUGGCAGUUUGGGAACAAGUGUUUCCUGUCAGCAGCCGUGGUUGGGAUUUUAGGUUACCGUUAUGGGUAGGUUAGGGUUGUUGUUUUUUUAAGUCUGUAAAGCACCCAGAUGUUAACGCCAUGUUGGACACUAAAAAGUACCUUUGAACAGCUAAACUUCCUACCUCUACUGAGGGGUUUUGAUGAUGGAUGAAUGUUUUUAAAGUGCUCUCUGAUCCUGAGAUGAGAGGUGCAGUCAUAAUGCACAAUGUUCUCUGCCUUUGCUACCCUAAGGUGUAUGCCUCCCAUCCCUUGCAUUUGCCCUAAAUAAUCUCAAGGCCUUGCAUAAAGACCGCCUGUCUUUUGACCAAGGAUAGCUGGAUGGAGGUUUUAGUCUGUGCAUUCCUUUGGACACUUUUACCUUAUGUUUUAAAAAUUGGGUGGUUCUUCAAGAGAUGUUCCUGUGGUUGCUCCACUCCAGGUGUUGGUGCGUUGCUGCGCCUUCGCUCGGAGAUUUUUACAGCAGUACUUGUACCGGUCACGCAUGUGCAGAGCCUGCCUCCUGCCUCCCCUCUGCUCUGAAUGUAUCUUAAUAGUAUGUGUGCCUCCUCAGUUCCUUCUCUACCAUCUCUGGCCUGAGACGGAGCUCAGCAGACUUGUUAGAGACUUUCUCUCCCUUUGUUCAAAUUCCUUCCUGGUUAGUUAGUUUGUUACCAGUAGUACUUAGUUACCAUUUAUCAAAAUAAAUAAAUAUAUUUUUUUUCUUCGUUCCUGUCAGCGACAGCUGCUUCUGACAUGCCUGGCUCCCCAGGCUUUAAGCGCUGCUCUACCUGCAAUGAUGCCAUCCCUCUUUCGGAUGGCCAUUCAAAAUGCAUAAAAUGUUUGGGGGAGUCCCACAUCCCCCAAAAAUGUGCCCACUGCAGCAAGCUUAAAUCCAGGGAAUGGAAGGACAAGAAGCUGACACUAAAACGCUCCUCUUUCAGAAAUCCUUAGGGUCAGCUUCAAACCUGGGUGCCGACUCUGCUGCACACCACAGCCUCCCCCCUGCCCCACCUCAAAGGAAGAUAAAAAAAACUUCAAAGAACGGCACCUUCUCUCACCCGCAAAGGGAACUUCGUAGGAGAAGACUUCCCCGGGCAGGUCUACAGCCUCCCUCUUGGCUGAGCACUUUUGACGCUCUGGGCUCCUCUGGCGCUGUGUGAAAUGCGGCUGCGGCGGUAGCACAAAACUCCGGUGCCAAGGCUUCAGGCUUCCAGUUGCCUGCCUCUCUCAUGGCACCGUUCGGCUCCGCAAAGGAAGCAGUGCCGACACAUGCUGACAUGCCUGACCCCCCGCAGGCUAUUCUUACUCUCCCGGCACCGUCUCCCGCUGAGCUGACUGGCAGUGAAACAAGGCUCAGGACACCGGUGCAGAGGAACCUUUCUUCACAGCAGAUUCCUCUUGCACAGCCCUCACCUCACAGAGGAGCUCCAGCACCGCAGUUUACACAGUCAAAGGACUGGCUGGUGUCACCUAUCCUGCAGUCACCCCUACUUAAUGCCUACUUCUCUCCAAAUGCUCAGUCAGGGUCCGCACAGCCUUCCUCCAGUGAUGAGGAAGCUGGUCUGCAGGGAGAAUUUUCACCAUAUCAAAUCUCCCAUCCUCAGACCCCAAUCAAUAGAGGUCAUAGAAAAAUUACCUCGUCCUAUUCUCAGGAUCCUGCCCCGUGGUGCGUAAACCCCUGGAUGGCACCACCUCUUCCCUUCCCACCACAGUGGCAAUAUUGGGCUCCAUGGGCAUCUUAUCUUCGAGACCACACUCGUUAUGCCACCACAGCCAGGCAUGACACCUGCCCGGCACUGCCUUGACGAACCUGCCUCUGAUGUAAGGCAUCAUGUCACAACUGCAGGAUCGGUCAUGACGUGCCUCAAAUCCAGUAGACCCAGUUGUUAUGCCUGAUGCCUUACUUUCUCCUCCCCCGAUUUCUUCGGAUGACUUCUCAAAAUUUCAAGACCUUUUCAAAAGAGUUGCCAGUGAGUUAAGAAUUAACUUGGAGGAGGUUCCUAAACAGCAGCAUGAGUUAAUGGACAUCCUGCAACCCCCUUCUUCUGCAUUACUGAUCAAUGCAGCCCUUUUGGAACCUGCUACGGCCAUCUGGCAGACUGCUGCAAGCCUACCUACCUGUAAACGAGCGGUCCGCAAGUACUUCAUCCCUUCCAAGGGCUCUGAAUUCCUUUUCACUCAUCCAGCGCCAGACUCGCUGGUAGUAGAUGCACUCAACCAAAAGACCAAACACCAGUUUUCCCCGCUGCACCCCAUCCGACCAGGACAGUAAGUGAUUAGAUCUGCUCAGACGUAAAGUAUAUAUAUCUUUUACGUUACAAUUUCGCAUUGCUAAUUAUACUGCCGUUCUGGCAAAAUAUGACCACAAAAAUUACAACAAAUUCAUGGACUUUAUUGAUGACAUUCCAGAAGAAAAGAAACAAUUAUUCACGGCUCUAGUUUCCGAGGGGCAAAUCAUCUCAUGUACUUCUCUUCAAGCAGCCCUCGAUGCAAUCAAUACUGCAGCAAGAUCCACUGCUACAGCAGUGGUCAUGUGCCGAGGUUCAUGGGGCUCCUCCUCUUCCUUUUCUCGAGAGGUCCAGAAUACCAUUGAAGAUCUUCCCUUUAAUGGCGACAAACUCUUGCCUCCACAAUGAAUGACGUACUUCCAUUCAAUGAAGGACUCAAGGGCAACUCUCUGGUCCUUAGGAAUUCAAACCCCUAUAACCAUAAGGCGACAAUAUAGAUAUCAACCUUACCAGCGUCCAUGCUACCCCGCAUAUACCCAGCACUUCCAUAGAUCACAUGAGCAACAACAGCAACGCCAGAGACCCAGAUACCAGCGUCAUCGUCCCAAUUCCUCGGCAGCGUUUCAACCCCCUCCGACUAAUAAGCAGAUUUGAAGCCUUGGUUGAGGAUUUAGAAAACAACAUUCCCACUUCAGCACUUACACCCCAUGUCCUAUUUUUGGACACUGCUUACGGCCAUUCUCCCAUCAAUGGCAGAACAUUACCACCGACAAGUGGGUUAUAGAGGUCAUCACAAUUGGCUAUUCCAUCCCUUUCAUAUCCUUGCCUUCCACCCACCCACCCACCCUCCCCGUCCCUCUUCAGGGACCCCUCUCACGAGCAACUGCUCCUCCAAGAUGUACAACAUCUCCUUCUAUUGGGAGCAGUGGAACUUGUGCCCGAACAACACCGAGGAAAAGGGUUUUAUUCCCAUUAUUUCUUAACAGAAAAGAAAACCGGGGGAUGGCAACCGAUCCUCGACCUCAGGCGGCUCAAUAAAUUCAUCAAAAAGCAAAAGUUCAGAAUGGUUACCCUCACCACCAUAAUCCCAGCGCUGGAGCAGGGUGACUGGUUUUCAGCCCUCGACCUAUAGGAUGCCUAUUUUCAUGUUACUAUACAUCCGGCCCACAGACGUUUCCUUCGUUUUACCCUCGGCUCUACACAUUUUCAAUACAGGAUGCUACCCUUCAGCAUAUCCACCCCCCCAUGUUUUUUCCAAGCUCCUAGCCAUAGUCACUGUCUACCUCAGGAAACAAGGGGUCAUAAUAUUUCCUUACCUUGACGAUUGUCUACUCAAAGCCUCAACGCUCGAUGAAGCACUUUGAUUCACGCAGCUCACUGUCGCUUGCUUCCUGGUCCUCGGCCUACAAAUAAACAAAAACAAAUCCACGUUGUCUCCUACCCAGCACCUGGAGUUCAUAGGAGCACACCCCAACUCCCAGAUGGAAAUAGCAUCUCUCCCACCCAAUCGCUUCAACACCAUAAAGCUAUUGACAACAAAACUUCGCAACAGUCACCGCUCGAGGCUAUCUACAACUAUUAGGUCACAUGGCCCAGUGCACUUUCGUGGUCCAAAAUGCACAACUAUAUUUGAGGUGCUUCCUAGCUUGGUUGGCCAUGGUUUACAGACCGAAUGUACACACUCUAAACAAGCCUCUAUUCAUACCUUUUAGAGUCAGACUCUCUCCUAUAGUGGACAGUUCCCUCCAACCUCUGCUUAGGAGUCCCCUUUCUCCAGGAUGCUCCAUCCCUCAUAAUGACUACAAAUGCUUCCCUCACAGGGUGGGGUGCACACAUGUCCCACCACACAGCCCAGGGGCUAUGGUCUGCAACCGAAACCUCCCUGCACAUAAAAGUCCUAGAACUUCGAGCCAUACGCAACGCCUGCCGUCACUUCCUCCCAUUAAUCCGCAACCAACAUGUAUGGAUAAUGACAGACAACAUCUCUUGCGUGUUCUAUGUAAACAGGCAGAGAGGCGCUUGCUCUCACUUGAUUUGCACAGAAGCUGUGAAGCUCUUGAAUUGGUGCCUUAUGAAUAACAUCCGGAUAUCAGCCGCCUAUCUUCCCGGAGCUAUGAAUACCACAGCGGACGAAUUAAGCAGACGCUUUCCCUGGGAUCAAGAAUGGGCGAUAAAUGAGACUAUCAUCUGCAACAUAUUCCACAUUUGGGGCUACCCAACCAUAGACCUUUUUGCAACUGCAAAAAACACUAAAUGUCCCGAAUUUUGCUCCAGAGCGGGACUGGGCAAACAUUCCCUGGGUGAUGUAUUUAUGGUCCCAUGACACCAGGACUUACUCUGUGCUUUUCCCCCGAUACCGGCUCUCCACAGAGUUCUGACAAAGAUACGAACAGAUCAUGCCACAGUGAUUCUGAUUGCCUCGUCGUGGCCCAGACAACCAUGGUUUCUGUUCCUCACCAGAAUGUCAAUUCGCCCACCAAUUUCGUUGCCCCUCACUCCAAAUCUCCUAUCACAGCAAUAUGGAUGAUUUCUUCACCCCAAACUGUCUAUGCUUCACCUCAAAGCUUGGUUCCUACAUGGUUCUCCCAAAACGAACUAGCAUGCUCUGAGCAGGUUCAAAGAGUGCUCCUACAUAGCAGAACACAAUCUACUCGCAUCCCCUAUCUACGAAAGUGGAAGCGAUUCAAAUAUGGUGUUCAACUAAACAACAUCCUCCUACUUCUGCACCUCUUCCACUUGUACUUGACUACCUGUUAGACCUUAAGCAAUCUGGCCUUUCUUUCAGCUCCAUCAAAGUCCACUAAGCCGCAAUUACAACUUUUCAUGACAAGAUUGACGAUACCUCUGUUUUUGCUCAUCCAAUCACCAAGCGUUUUUUCAAAGGACUCCAAUCCCUAUACCCAGACAUUAAACCUCCUACCCCUCCGUGGGACCGUCACUUAUUAUUAUCCUGCUUAACUCAACAACCAUUCGAGCCCCUAGCCACUUGCUUCCUCUUACGCCUCUCUAUGAAAACAGCAUUCUUAGCGGCAAUCACCUCCGCCAGACGGGCAGGAGAAAUAGCAGCUCUCAUGGCAUACCCACCGUAUACACUAUUUUUUAAGGAUAAGAUUACCCUUCGAUUACACCCCAAAUUUCUUCCAAAGGUGCAUUCAUCAUUCCACAGCAAUGAGCCAAUACACCUACCAACCUUCUUUCCUAAACCACAUGCAAGCUUUUUUGAAUCCACAAUGCAUACGUUAGAUAUACGCAGGGCUUUGUCCUUCAAUUUGGAUAGAACCAAGCCCUUUAGGAACUCUUCUAGACUCUUUGUCUCCAUUGCGGAGCGUUCCAAAGGGACACCUAUUUCUACCCAGAGACUUUCAAACUUGAUUUUUGAGUGUAUCCGACUGUGCUAUCAGAUAAAGAAAGUUACGCCUCCUGUCGGCAUCAGAACUCACUCCAUUAGAUCUGUGACUACCUCCGUGGCUUUUCUACGCAAAGUUCCCCUGGUUGACAUCUGUAAAGUGGCCGCUUGGUCUUCUGAACACACAUUUGUUAAGCACUAUGCCCUUACUCAAGGCCCUCUCUCUGAUACAUGAUUAGGCAGAGCUGUAUUAUCUACUGCAUUCCUACCAAAUCCGAAAUCCCUACCUCCUUGAGGUACACUGCUUUUAAGUCAGCUGGAGUGGAGCACCCACAAGAACAUCUGAAGAAGAAGUUGUUGUUGUUGUUGUUACUCACCUGUGCAGUAACUGACAUUUUUCGAGAUGCAUUGGGGUAGCCUCCGUUGUAGAGAAGGAACUGAGGAGACCGGUCGCUCAUGCGUACUAUUAAGGUACACUCAGAGAGGGGGGGUUGGGGGGCAGGCUCUGCGCAUGCGUGACCGGUACGAGUACUGCUGUAAAAAUCUCUGAGUGAAGGCGCAGGGAUGCACCAGCACCUGGAGUGGAGCACCCACAGGGACACUCAUCUCGAGGAACGUCAGUUACUGCACAGGGUGAGUAACCUCCUCUGUCUUAUCCAUGUAAGCUGUGAAUUGUCCAUCUCUGUGAGUUGAGACUCUGUCUCCUUCUAGACCAUGUACAUGCUGUGCUAACAGAACCAGCUUGCAUGAUUCUCAGCACAUUGGCUUUGAAUAUGCAAGGUUGGAUGUCACUGGAGCACUUCUUUUUUGCAGCCUUUCAACGUGGCUCCUUAGUUCUGUGGUGGGCUCACUGCAGAAUGAAAUAAAGUGCUAAGGCUGUCUGAAAGCACAACAGUGUAAGCAACUGCUUGGGGUCUCACUCUUUUGAGGUUCUUGCAUCUCAUGUGAGUACCGCAACUCGGCUGGCCAUGUGCUACCGAGAUAACUGGUGGGAUGGGGAGUGGAAACAGAGGGGAGAUGGAAGCAACUACUUACCCUCUCCUCCUCCUUUGGCAACUGAAUCAGAGGAGUAGAAAAAGCCGUGACCUGAUUUUUCUGACUUCUGGCAGAUUGGGGUGCUGCAGAGUUCUCACACACAAACAGACUCCAACAUCAGGCCCCAGUACAGGGCAAGAAGGACUAGACAUGACAGGCAAACAUCAGUUUCCAGUGCAGAGCACCAAUUACAGGACCACUAUCUGGGCUGACCCAGCAUGUAAAAGAAUGAAAUCAGGAAAUGAAUAUCUUGGAGUCAGAACUGUGUAAUAUUGGAAGACUUUUUAAUAAAAGCUUGAAUGACAGGUUUUAAUAAGGAGAUGGAAUUAUCUGAAAUGAUAGAACAGAUUUAUCUACUGUAUUUUUAAACCCUUUUGUUUUUAAUGAAGUGCUUUUGGAUUAAAAACAAAAAAUCAACAA
Chrysemys picta bellii (western painted turtle) is the source of this 9189-nucleotide messenger RNA. It is a transcript of the gene POGLUT1, whose product is annotated as protein O-glucosyltransferase 1. Gene Ontology annotation, cellular component: endomembrane system. Gene Ontology annotation, biological process: positive regulation of Notch signaling pathway; protein O-linked glycosylation. Gene Ontology annotation, molecular function: UDP-xylosyltransferase activity; UDP-glucosyltransferase activity. The record is from RefSeq and is a predicted model, not a curated record. Lineage: Eukaryota; Metazoa; Chordata; Testudines; Emydidae.